Molecule: messenger RNA, 1379 nt
Organism: Mucor mucedo
Lineage: Eukaryota; Fungi; Mucoromycota; Mucoromycetes; Mucorales; Mucoraceae
Exons: 6
Coding region: 412-1263 (283 amino acids)
Molecular function (GO): peptidyl-prolyl cis-trans isomerase activity; protein binding
Source: RefSeq, a predicted model, not a curated record
AGUCAUUGUUUAAGCUCUUUACGAUAUUAUCAUGUUCUUCCAUUUUUGUUUGACGAAAUAAAAAAGAAAAAAAAAAGAAAAAGAAGGGGUGGGGGCUGGUGAUCGCAAGAUAAAUUCUUCAAGUGCAUAUGAUCACACAAAUAAAAGAGUACACCUUUUAUAAGUCACACAGAAAGACCAUUUUAUCUCAUUAUCGUGUUCAUUUUCUGUCAGUUUGAUAAUACUGACCAGUAGCAUUGAUCACUGAUAAACGCACAUUGGUUUUUUUUUUCAAGGUCAGGCAGGCUCCUUAUUCAAGAACGAACACAAAUUCGCGGGAUGGAAAGAAACGCGUCCCCUUAAAAAGAUUCAAUCAAAAAACCUCUUGAAAGCCAGUUUUUUAUUUAUUUAUUUUUCUUCUUCUUCUUGAUCAUGGUGACUAAUUUAGACAUGGAUUUAAUCAAGAUCUCUGAGGAUGGUCAUGUCACAAAGAGGAUCUUGAGAGAAGGGUCAGGAACCACUCCCGAAAAGAAUAAUUCAGUUUGUGUGCACUAUGAAUCCUUUUUACAAGAUACCAAUGUCAAAUUCGAUUCCACUCGUGAAAGAAAAGCUGAAUUCACAUUCACUUUAAAUUCUGGCAAGGUUGUUAAAGCUUGGGAACUCGCUAUCCCAACAAUGAAAGUGGGCGAAAAGGCCGAAAUUUUCUGUACCAGCGACUAUGGAUAUGGAGAUGAAGGAAGAACAUAUAUUGUUCCACCAAAAGCCAGCUUACGAUUUGAAGUAGAGUUGCUUGGUUUCUGGGAAGUUGCUGGUUCAGCGGCAGAACGUAUCAACUCUGCAGAAAAGAAAAAGGGAGAAGGCAAUGAUUUGUUCAAGAAGGGAGCUAUUGAAGAAGCACUCUUUGCAUAUCGAAAGGCCAGAGAUUAUAUCAAAGAUUUGUGGAAUUGUGAACCAGAAGAAUUGGAAAAGUGUCGUUUAUUGAUUGUCACCAUUCAACUGAAUAUUGCCGCUUGUCAUUUAAAAUUAAAAAACUAUGAGUUUGCUGUCGAGGUCUGUAAAAGAGCACUGGAUCGUGAUUGUACCAACAUCAAGGGUUAUUAUCGUUUGGGUCAAGCCUAUCUUGAAAUGGGUGAUUUUGACCAAAGCAUAGAAUUUAUCAAGUUGGGCUUAGAGUAUAAGCCAAACAGCGUAGAACUCUUGGCUCUAUUAUCAGUGGCCGAGAAAAAGAAACAACGUUGGUUAAAUGAAAGUAAAAGGAUCUAUAGAAAGAUGUGUGAUAAUUAAAAACAAAGGAAAAAAAGAUAAUGAUGGAAUCUUUACAAUUUUUUUUUUAUUUAUUUAUUUAUCUACCAUGCUUGGUGCAUAUAUUUUUGAACAGCUAAAAGAGCUUGGUAUCUGAC